Molecule: messenger RNA, 2583 nt
Organism: Pomacea canaliculata
Lineage: Eukaryota; Metazoa; Mollusca; Gastropoda; Architaenioglossa; Ampullariidae
Product: arginine kinase-like
Biological process (GO): phosphocreatine biosynthetic process
Molecular function (GO): creatine kinase activity
Source: RefSeq, a predicted model, not a curated record
CCGAAGUAUAUAAGUUCUCUCCCUCUUUCGCACCAUCGCUCAAAGCGACAGCAUCGACCGUCGGGUGGCUGAUAUACCGCAGACACUCCUGUCUUUUUCACCAAGUGGUUCGAAUCCCGCUAAUCCAGAACCAACAAUGAGCGAUCUGGCAGAGCUGUACGCCAAGCUUCAGGCGUCGGAGACCUGUAAGUCUCUGCUGAAGAAGCACCUGACGCAGGAAAGAUAUGAGGAGCUGAAGGACAAGAAGACAUCCUUCGGCGGCACUCUGGCCGACUGCAUUCGCUCCGGAUGCGAGAACCUGGACAGCGGAGUUGGUAUCUAUGCCUGCGAUCCAGAGGGUUACACUGUCUUCGCACCUGUUCUGGAUGCUGUCAUCAAGGACUACCACAAGGUUGACAAAUUGGACCAUCCGCCGUCAGACUUUGGAGUCGACAAGAUCGACUUCGGAGACCUGGACCCUGAGGGCCAGUUGAUCGUCUCCACCCGUGUGCGCGUGGGACGCAGCCACGCCAGCUUUGGCUUUCCCCCCGUGCUGAAGAAGGAGGACCGUCUCGCCAUGGAAAAGGUAACUGUUGAGGCUCUCAACACUCUGGAGGGAGAGCUGAAGGGUACCUAUUAUCCUCUGACGGGCAUGAGCAAGGAGACACAGAAACAGUUGACAGAUGACCACUUCCUGUUCAAUGACAGUGACAGGUUCUUGCGGGCAGCAGGCGGCUACAACGACUGGCCCACAGGCCGUGGAAUUUUCCACACGCCCGACAAGAAGUUCCUGGUGUGGGUCAACGAGGAGGACCACCUGCGUUUCAUCUCUAUGCAAAUGGGCGGCAACCUCAAAGAAGUCUACGUGAGACUCGUCAAGGCCAUCCAGACCCUGGAAAAGAAACUGACUUUCGCCAAGCGGGAGGGUCUGGGCUACCUGACCUUCUGUCCCUCCAACCUGGGAACUACGCUUAGGGCGUCUGUCCACAUCAAGAUCCCCAAACUGUCUCAGACCCCUGACUUCAAGGCCUUCUGUGACAAGUACAACAUCCAGGCAAGAGGUAUUCACGGCGAGCACACAGAGAGUGUUGGUGGUGUGUACGACAUCUCCAACAAGCGGCGGCUGGGUCUCACUGAGUUCCAGGCCAUCCAAGAAAUGAGGAGAGGAGUUGAGGCAGUCAUCGCUGAGGAGAAGAAGUUGUCUGGAAAACCAAAUCACCAGCAUUACUAUACCUUGAAAGAGUCUGUGGUCGAGAUGGCAAGCGACUCUGAAGAGCUCUUCAAGAAGGUAGCUGAGAUCAAGGACUCCCUGCUAAAGAAACACCUGACCAAAGACCUCUUUGACGAGCUGAAGGACAAGCAAACCUCGUUUGGAGGAACUCUGGCAGACUGCAUUCGUUCAGGAUGUGAGAAUCUGGACAGCUGGGUUGGCAUUUUAGCCAGCGAUCCAGAGGCUUACACUGUCUUCGCACCAGUUCUAGAUGCCAUCAUCAAGGACUGCCACAAGGUCGAAGAGUUGAACCAUCCGCAGUCAGACUUCGGGGUCGACAAGAUCGACUUCGAUGAGCUUGACCCUGAGGGCAGCAUGAUAAUCUCCACUCGCGUGCGCGUGGGGCGCAACCACGACAGUUAUGGCUUUCCACCCGUACUCAGCAGGGAGGAUCGGAUUGCCAUGGAGAAGAUGACUGUAGAGGCGCUCAACACCCUAGAAGGAGACCUGAAGGGUACCUAUUACCCUCUGACAGACAUGAGCAAGGAGACAGAAAAACAGUUAACAGAGGACCAUUUCCUCUUUAACGACAGUGACAGGUUCCUACAGGCAGCAGGAAACUACAACGACUGGCCCAUAGGCCGUGGGAUUUUCUACUCUCCCGACAAGAAGUUCUUCUGGGUCAACGAGGAGGACCACCUACGAUUCAUCUCUAUGCAAAUGGGCAGCAACCUCAAAGAGGUCUACGUGAGACUCGUCAAGGCCAUCAAGACUUUGGAGACAAAACUAACCUUCGCUAAGCGGGAGGGUCUGGGCUACCUGACCUUCUGUCCUACCAACCUUGGAACUACGCUGAGGGCGUCUGUCCACAUCAAGAUCCCCAAACUGUCUCAGACCCCAGACUUCAAGACCUUCUGUGACAAGCACAACAUCCAAGCACGAGGUAUUCACGGCGAGCACACAGAGAGUGUUGGUGGUGUGUACGACAUCUCCAACAAGCAGCGGCUGGGUCUCACUGAGUUCCAGGCCAUCCAAGAAAUGAGGAGAGGAGUUGAGGCAGUCAUCGCUGAGGAGAAGAAGUUGUCUGGAAAAUAGGCAGCAACAACUUUCAUCCCUACCUGCUCUACCCAAUCCAGUUACCGACCCUGAACCUUGUGUGCGCCUGGCAGCCAUCUUGUGCAAAGCAUUGUGGUCCAGGCCCAAGCAGAACAUUCCUACCCAGCGCACAAACAAGGGAUGCAGUUUUUUGAAAAGAUAAAUGUCACGGUUUAAAUGUUGAAGGUGGCAUAGAAGGCAUCACAAUAGGAAAAAAGUAAUAGGAGUAGCUCAAGAAGUAAGUUUUGUCUUGUCUAUUACUUUCAAGCAGUAAAACACGAUAAAGGUAAACAAAUAAC